AGAAUAAUCCAGUGUAUUUGUGCAGAAUUCUUCUCCGACGGUUCUUUUUCGAAUUCAUCCCCUUCUUUAAAGAGAAGUACUGAAAAUGAGCUUUGUUUAUUAAAACUCAGUCUAAUCGAGGAGUCUAGUAAGAGAAAACUUGCAGAAGAACAUCUUCUUUAUUUGAGCAAACAGUAUGAGAAGCUAUCCAAAUGUCUCUCUUACUCGAGAUCGUCUUUGCCUGAAUCACAGAACCUUGCAAAUCUCAAAAAUGAGAUUGAUCCUGUGGUGAUUUGCGAAGACGUUGUUGUUUUAAAAUAUGUAUCUGAAGCACUUGAAACAGCCUUGGCAAAGGAUGAAAUUGAAGAAGCUUUCAUGGAAAUUAUUGUCACAAAGAAUCAUGAAAUAUCUCGUCUACGUGAUCGAAUGAUGUAUUAUGAAACUGUCAACCGUGAAAUGUCUCAAAGGAAUCUGGAAACAGUUGGUAAGGUUUCUUUUGUUGCUACCACAAUAUGAUCU
Molecule: messenger RNA, 498 nt
Organism: Phalaenopsis equestris
Lineage: Eukaryota; Viridiplantae; Streptophyta; Magnoliopsida; Asparagales; Orchidaceae
Exons: 1
Source: RefSeq, a predicted model, not a curated record